CGGGAUGGACGAGAGCAAACCCCUGAAGGUCCGGCUGACGUUCUCCGUGAUCCUGGUUGGCGUCUCGCUCCUGUUUGCAGCCGUAGUGACUGACCACUGGGCCGUGCUGAGCCCCAAAGUGGAGGAGUACAACGCCACCUGCGAAGCGGCUCAUUUCGGGCUAUGGCGACUCUGUACAAAGCGGAUUUUUAUGCAGGAGCAAGGUCCCAAAGAGAAGGGCUGUGGGCCGAUAAGCCUGCCAGGAGAACACAACUGCUCCUACUUCAAGCACUUCACACCAGGACAGAGCUCGGAGAUAUUUGAAGUAACCACCCAGAAAGAAUAUAGCAUUUCAGCUGCAGCCAUUGCCAUCUUCAGCGUCGGCUUUGCAAUCAUCGGAACAAUCUGCGUCCUCUUAUCCUUCGGGAAGAAGAGGGAUUACCUGCUGAAGCCAGCAUCCAUGUUCUACACCUUCGCAGGUCUCUGCAUCAUCAUCUCUGUUGAAGUGAUGAGACAAUCCGUGAAGAGGAUGAUUGACAGCGAGGAGACAGUCUGGAUUGAGUACAGUUACUCCUGGUCCUUCGCCUGUGCCUGCGCCUCCUUCGUCCUGCUCUUCAUCUGCGGCAUCGCCCUCCUCCUGAUCGCGCUGCCCCGCUUCCCCCAGAACCCCUGGGAGACCUGCAUGGAUGCGGAACCGGAGCACUGAGGUUCCCAGCACCCAUGAAAAAAGCCACAAAGUGUUUUGGAAAGAUUUGUAUUUUUUAAAAUGUCUGGGUCUCACUAUAUAACGUGCACUCCAUUAACUAAGCCAUGACUUAACCAAGGCAUGUUCAA
Opisthocomus hoazin is the source of this 813-nucleotide messenger RNA. It is a transcript of the gene CACNG1, whose product is annotated as calcium voltage-gated channel auxiliary subunit gamma 1. Gene Ontology annotation, molecular function: calcium channel regulator activity; voltage-gated calcium channel activity. The record is from RefSeq and is a predicted model, not a curated record. Gene Ontology annotation, biological process: regulation of calcium ion transmembrane transport via high voltage-gated calcium channel; calcium ion transmembrane transport. Lineage: Eukaryota; Metazoa; Chordata; Aves; Opisthocomiformes; Opisthocomidae. Gene Ontology annotation, cellular component: L-type voltage-gated calcium channel complex; membrane.